GACCCUGAAGGUAAAGGACGAUGGAGCCGGUUGCAUUUCUUCGUGAUAAACAUGUGAAAUUUUUCACUCGCUGUUUACAGGUUCUUCCAGACAAAUAUGCAGCACUUGACACAAGCAGGAUGACAGUUGCAUUUUUUGCCUUGUCAGGACUAGAUAUAUUGAAUGCUCUUCAUAUAAUUGAAAAAGAUAAAAAUGAUAUAAUAGAAUGGAUCUAUUCAUUACAAGUUCUUCCAGAUGAAACAGAAUCAAACUUGGACAAAUGUGGGUUCAGAGGCUCUUCUACCAUUGGAAUUCCCUAUAAUACUGAAGAUAAGCCCAUAACGACAGCAAUACCAUAUGAUGGUGGUCACAUAGCAAUGACCUAUACUGCUCUGGCUAGUUUGAUUAUCCUUGGUGACAAUCUCUCCAGAGUGAACAAGAGGGCAGUCUUAGCUGGUUUAAGAUCCCUACAGCUGGAAGAUGGGAGUUUUUGUGCAACCUCAGGAGGCAGUGAAAAUGACAUGAGGUUUGUUUUCUGUGCCUCUUGUAUAAGUUACAUGAUGGAUGACUGGAGUGGAAUGGACCAGGAAAAAGCUGUGGAAUAUAUUAAAAAAAGUUAUAGCUAUGAAGGAGGUUUAUCUCAAGGACCACAUCUAGAAGCACAUGGUGGAUCUACUUUUUGUGCAAUUGCUUCACUGGUCCUCAUGAACAGGUUACAUAGCACAUUUACUCCGUCUCAAAUAGAGAAACUUAAAAGGUGGUGUAUAUUUAGGCAACAGUCAGGUUUCCAAGGAAGACCAAAUAAACCAGUAGACACUUGCUACUCAUUCUGGGUGGGAGCCACACUCCAACUUUUAGAUAUUUAUUCUAUGGUGGAUAAAGCUUGUAACAGGGGAUUCAUCUUAGAAACUCAGGAUAAUAUUGUUGGAGGGUUUGCUAAGUGGCCAGAUCAUACUCCAGAUGCUUUGCAUGCCUACUUUGGUGUCUGUGGACUGUCACUGAUGUCUGAGCCAGGUUUGCUCCCAAUGCAUGCUGCGUUAAAUGUCAGCACUAGGGCUGUGGAACACUUGCAUCAACUCCAUGAAAAGAACAAGCAAACGUGACAACAUCUGUUGCAUAUAAUAAAAAAAUGUUGUCUGGGGACAUUUAAGAUGUAUCACUGCUGAUAUCAAGUGCAAGCUUAGUAUAUACAGGCAUUGGUGUGAAUUGAAAAAUCUGUUUCAUACACAAAUACUUAUGUAUGUCUAGGGUUUGCAGAAUUUUUUUUUUUACUUGUGACCUUAGCAUUAAAAUUUAAGUAUUUGAUGUUAAAAAAAGCAUGGAAUUGCAAUCAGAAUGGUAUUUUUAAAAAGAUGUUCAAGUGUUGAAGUAUCUUAUUUUACAGAAAAAAAACCUUUUUUAUUUAGUAUUUGGGAUUCUGAAUUGCUCAUAGCUAAGGUAAAGGAAUAAAAAAAAAAAAAAACCUGCACUUGCACCUGUAAAAUUAUCAACACUUCAAUCCUUUGUCAGAUUGUUGACUUUCAAUGAAAGUCACAGUGUGCCGUUUGGAAUUAGUUCUUGAUGGACCAGGUUGCUUGGUAACAGCCUGUCUGUAAAAGAAGUUUUGCAAAAUAUAAAUUGUAACUGUAUCUAAUAUUACACAAACUUCUGGCCUAAUUGUGCAGUUUAUUGAUAAAGUUGACUGUAAAAUGGCAGCAUAUGGUAUUAAAAUCAAGAGUUAUUUUAGGGUGCAGCACUUAUUAAUGUACCACUGUGUCAAUUGUUGUAAGAUGUUAUAUAUUAAUGGAUUAUGCUACUUAUAGAUGGAGUCAAUUAUGUGAUAACUUGUCAAUUUAUUAUACUGGGACAUUCAUUCUAUGUAAUUAAAGGCAUUUUGUUGCAUUUGAAAAUGUCCCUAGGUCAUGUUUUUAUCUAUGCAAAGCUCAUAUUUUUUCCAAUUCAAUACUAAAAAAAAUUUGAAGCAUACUUGUCAUUAUUUCCUUCUUAGUACAUCCUUGCAAGGUCCAAGCUAUGGCAUCUUACCAUCUCCCGUAAAAGUGCUCCGUUUUCUUGUGUUAAUAAGUGAAAAUGAGGCCAUUAUCUAUUCUGCACAGUCUGCCCGAGUAUCAGGAAGGUGGACAUUGUUCUAAAUGUUAUGGUACACAUUUUGAACUAAUUAAAAAGAAAAAAAAAUUAAAAUCCAAUCCAAGUGCAGGGGCAGAUUAGCGUUUUGUGAGUAGAAGAAAAUUACUU
Molecule: messenger RNA, 2211 nt
Organism: Lingula anatina
Lineage: Eukaryota; Metazoa; Brachiopoda; Lingulata; Lingulida; Lingulidae
Product: geranylgeranyl transferase type-1 subunit beta
Biological process (GO): protein geranylgeranylation
Cellular component (GO): CAAX-protein geranylgeranyltransferase complex
Molecular function (GO): CAAX-protein geranylgeranyltransferase activity
Source: RefSeq, a predicted model, not a curated record